This is a messenger RNA of Trichophyton rubrum CBS 118892, 294 nucleotides long. RefSeq lists its product as uncharacterized. Gene Ontology annotation, biological process: positive regulation of mitotic metaphase/anaphase transition; protein ubiquitination; anaphase-promoting complex-dependent catabolic process. Gene Ontology annotation, cellular component: anaphase-promoting complex; nucleus. Bases 1 to 294 code for a protein of 97 amino acids. The record is from RefSeq and is a predicted model, not a curated record. The transcript has 2 exons. NCBI's taxonomy places the organism in Eukaryota, Fungi, Ascomycota, Eurotiomycetes, Onygenales, Arthrodermataceae. Gene Ontology annotation, molecular function: ubiquitin protein ligase activity; cullin family protein binding; zinc ion binding.
AUGAAAGUAUCUAUAAAGCAAUGGAAUGCUGUGGCUACAUGGCGCUGGGACAUGCCGGAAGAUGAUGUCUGUGGCAUAUGUCGAGUCCAGUUUGAUGGCACUUGUCCUACAUGCAAAUAUCCUGGAGACGAAUGCACGCUACGUGAGUUUAAACGUUUGGCCUCCUAUAAUGAAGAUUCUAACGUAGAUUAUAGUAAUCGGCAAAUGUGGGCACUCUUUCCAUAUGCAUUGCCUCCUAACAUGGAUUCAACAAGAUUCGGCCAAGGGUCUAUGCCCUAUGUGUCGGCAGAGUAG